Pocillopora verrucosa is the source of this 2384-nucleotide messenger RNA. RefSeq lists its product as uncharacterized. Gene Ontology annotation, molecular function: coreceptor activity; death receptor activity; nerve growth factor binding. Gene Ontology annotation, cellular component: plasma membrane; cell surface. Gene Ontology annotation, biological process: Rho protein signal transduction. The record is from RefSeq and is a predicted model, not a curated record. Lineage: Eukaryota; Metazoa; Cnidaria; Anthozoa; Scleractinia; Pocilloporidae.
GUUUCGAGGAACUGGCUCUAGUUUCGAUUCCUUUUUGUCGAAGCACUCGGUGAAUGUAUCUCAGGAAACCUUUCUAGCUUUCAUAGAGAAUCCGGGAUCAUUUUCAGUGCACAACAAAGAUGGGAAGACAUCAUAAGGCUUCUGUACUCCCUUUAUGUUCAAGAAAGAUAGACCUCAAAGGAGAUCCUGCAAAUGUGAUUAGAAAGACACUAUCUAGUCUCUGGCCGACUAGGAUCCAGAAAAUAAUUCUGCUAAUCAUCUCAGCCAUCUUCCUCACUCUAAUCAAUUGCUAUUUGUUUAUUCUACCGGAAUUGCCCCAAGCUAAUAACAAUCCUGAUGGAACAUGUCCAACUUCAUCAUACACUAUUCUUGGUCACCAAAAUACGACAAUCGGAUGUCAGCUUUGCCCAGACUGUGCCCCAGGUCACCAACUAACUCCACCAUGUGGCAGUAAAUUACAGCAAAAUGCUGCCUCAAUAACCUGUACGACAUGUCCAUCCCAAAGUUAUAAAGAGAGACAUGGUAGUGCAUCAUGUAAAGCCUGCAGGACAUGUCACCCGAGAGAGACCACUAGCCCAUGUACAUCAGAGACAAAUGCACACUGCGGAGGCUGUCCUCGUGGAACCUACCAAUGGGGCUACACAGUUGACUCUUGUAAAAAGUGCUCAACUUGCUGUGCAAUAAAACGCUUUGCUGAGGUGGAAUGCUUUUAUCUGAGGCGAUGCUUGAGAAAAAACUGCACCAAAGAAAUGGAAAGUGGGGAACGCAACCCUCAACAAGUAGAUGCUACAAAUUCUCAAAGUGUGCGAAUGCCUAAAAGAGUGACACCUCCUGUGCCAAUGCCACUCCAUGACCUUUCUUCAGGUAACAACUCAGACCAACUAAAAAAACAGGGUUUACAGGUCAUAGUAUCCAAGUUAACGAGAACAAGAGUUACAACAGAGGUGCUGCAGGCCAUACAAAGAGAAAAUGUAGAAUCUGCUUCAAAUGUGGCCAAGGAAGAAAUAUAUUCAACUCAAAUCAUCUCAAGCAGUACCCACAACACCACCACUGGAUCACAGAAGGGAUUUGGAACUCUUCCCAGUGGGAAUGCUGUGGAGCCAACGUUGCUGAUGGCUGUAAGCUACCUUAAUGAAACCAUUAAACACUUGAUAGCUGUGUUAAUUUCACUUGCAGUGAUACUUGGAAUUAUUGCACUUACUUCCGUUGGUUUGCUCAUAAUAAUAUGCUGUAAACCUCAGACAAGUGGUAUUACGAUGACCUGUUGUGCACAAUACAUAAAUCGCAAUUAUGAAGGAUUUGAGCCUGUUACAUGUGACACAACACCUAAAAAAGAUUAUGUUGACCUAGUCAAUGGCAUUCAGGACGCUUUGAACAAAACCACCUCAACAGAUGGCAAAGCUUCUGUUGACCUUGAAAGUUUGAAAUUGACCAACAUAUCCCAAGAUGUCGAAGACAUACUUGUUAAAACACUUGAUGUGCCCCUAAUGGGGAAAACUGAAUGCGGCUUUGAAAAAGUGGGAAAGGCACUGGAGAUUGAUGACCUUAAUCUUCAAUACUUGAAGAACAACAAAGAAGGGAGUCCAACUUGGCAACUGUUGGAAAUACUCAAAACAAAAAAUCCACAUUUCACUGUUGCUGAUCUACUACACCCAUUAAAGAACUAAAAGGAUAUAAAUAUCUUCAGACAUUGUUUUUAUACACUUCAGUAUUUAAACACAGUAUGAAAGUAAACAUACUGACCCAAAAAUGCUACUCCAGAGAGUACCUUGGCAAUUUAACUUUUACACUUGCAGGUUGAGUAGUACUUUGUGUAUACAUGAUUCUUGCCAUGUCAUUUAUUAUCAGCAGAAAUUGACUGUGCCAUCCUUCAUUAGCAUUAUUUGAAUAGAUGUAAAUAAUUAAGUAGAGCUAACUUAUUACCCAUGAGAUAUUAUAAAACACCUGUUUUAUAAAAUCUCUGAUUAAGCAGGCAAGGAAUUUGUUGAUUUGAGAUAGGGGAAGGAUUUGGAGGGAGGGCAUGUGAGGUGGCAUGCUUAAUUGAAAUUUGCUGAGGGUUAAAAGUGUUUAAUUCAUCAUUUCCCUUUUGAAGAGUUGGCCAAAUUGAACAGCAACAAAAUGAGGUAUGCACUUCUUUGUUGAAGAGCCUGUGACAUUUACUUCUGAAACUAGAACAGGAGUAAUGUUUUUCUCAACUUUAACCAAGAUCAAAAAGUUGCAAUAGUCCAGCCUAACAUUAGACUGUUUAGGCUGAAGGUAAGGAGGGAGGAAGGAAACAUAUAGUGGAGGGCUUUAAAUAUGGGGUGGUGGGAGAGCUUAUUCAUUGAACUUUGACUAGUUCAUGGUUUUCUAUUUGCACCUAGCUGAUCCCUGAAUAUGCCAUG